CUGUGAUGGCCGUGACCGAGCGGCCGGUCACCGUGCACCUCGCCUUCUUCAUCUGCAGACGGCGAGCAGCGCACAUCGCUGCCUGGGCUCCUGCUGCCUUUCCCACCAUUUCCACCUUCUUCUUUUCCCACCAUUUCCACCGCAUCCGCUGCCGGCCUUGCUGGAGGUCCAGCGAGCGGCCACGGUCUGUCUCUCGGCCGAGCAGCCAGGCUGGGCAGCAGAGGAGGGAACGCGACAGGAGCUCCGGAGGUGGCGGCAGCAGCGAUGCUGAGAGCGGACAGGGACAACUAAAAGCCAUCGCAGCCGGGGGGCUGUGAUGCGAGCGGCGCCGCCAGGCUUCUGCUCCGCCGCUGCCCUCUCGCCCCGCUGCCGGGCCGGAGAUCAUGUCAGUUAAUAUCGUAGCCUUUGGGAACGAAAGGGACAGGUUUUCUGAGGACAGCCAGCAGCCCAGCCUGAUCUGGAGCUAUCUGGGGAGAAGCGCUCUCAUUUCCCAGAUCGAUAGCAGCCUGUCUGCUGCUCACGCUGCAAACCCGGUGUUCACCGAGUAUCAAGCCUGCGUGUUCGGAAAUGUCAGGCUGCUGGUUCGUGACUGCCCUGCCUGGGACAUAUUUGACAGUGACUGGCACACCUCCCGCAGCCUCAUUGGAGGAGCUGACAUCAUUGUGAUCAAAUACUCUGUCAACGACAAGACUGCUUUCCAAGAGCUGAAGGACAGUUAUGUCCCAAUGAUCAAGAAAGCCCUGAGCCACUGCUCAGUUCCAGUCAUCAUUUCUGCUAUUGGGGCAAGGAAAAACGGAGUGCCUUGCACCUGCCCCCUCUGCACUUCAGACAGGAGGAGCUGUGUCACCACCUCCGAGGGUGUGCAGCUCUCCAAGGAACUAGGAGCCACUUACCUUGAACUGCACACUCUGAAUGACUUCUACAUACAGAAGUACUUUGGAGGAGUGCUGGAGUAUUUCAUGAUCCAGAGCUUGAAUCAGAAGUCAUCAGAAAAAAUGAAGAAAAAGAAGAAGACUCAGAAGUGCCACCGAGUUCAGCCCCCUCAGCUUGAACAGCCAGAAAAGAUGCCGAUCCUAAAGGGUGAAGCCUCGCACUACGACGCAGACCUGCACAACCUCCUCUGCUGCUGCCAGUGUGCUGAUGUGGCCUUCUACCCCGAAGACCUCAGCACGGUGGUGGAGGCUCACAAGGUCAUCCUCUGCUCGGUCAGUCAGCUCUUCAUGCUGCUCUUCGAGGUGAAGAGUGCCGCUGACAUCCACGACGCCUCCAUUGUCAAGAUGGCACAGAACCUCUUCACGGUGGACACCAGGGGCACCUUCCCCGUGGCUACCCAUAGUGGACCACCCUGUGUCCCACCAGUGAAGGUGGUGGUGAAGGACUCUGUCUUCUGCUCUUGUCUCCCAGACAUCCUCCACUUCAUUUAUUCAGGUGCUUUCCAGUGGGAACAACUCGAAGAGGAUAUAAAAAGGAAGGUGAAGGAUCCAGAGAAAACUGAAAAUGUACUUGAGAAGGUGAAAUGCAUCCUGAAAACUCCAGGGAAGCUCAGCACUGCCAAGGACUGCAGGUCUCACCAGAUAAGACGUCUCUACAGUACCUCUCUCAGGCUGUUCUUUAAUACACCUGUCUUAGCUGAUGUCAUCUUCAAAAUACAAGGUGCCACUGUCCCAGCCCACAGAGCAGUGCUGGUAGCUCGCUGUGAGGUAAUGGCAGCUAUGUUUAAUGGUAAUUAUCUAGAAGCAAAUAGUGUUCUGGUUCCAGUCUAUGGGGUUUCCAAAGACACUUUCCUCUCCUUUCUAGAGUAUCUCUAUACCGACUCCUGCUGCCCAGCCAGCAUCCUGCAGGCCAUGUCCCUGCUGGUGUGCGCAGAGAUGUACCAGGUGAUGAGGCUGCAGCACAUCUGUGAGCUCUACAUCAUUACCCAGCUGCAGAGCAUGCCCAGCAGGGAGCUGGCAUCCACCAGCCUCAGCAUCGUCAGCCUGCUCAGGAAGGCCAAGUUUCACAACUCUGAUUGCCUCUCAACUUGGCUGCUUCACUUUAUUGCCACUAACUACCUCAUCUUCAGUCAAAAGCCUGAAUUUCAAGACCUUUCAGUGGAGGAGCGCAGCUUCGUUGAGAUGCACAGGUGGCCUUCCAACCUCUACCUGAAGCAGCUCGCCGAGUACAGGAACUAUGUGCACUCCCAGAAGUGCCACUGCGCAGUGAUGUGAGAAGAGUGACCACAGGCAGAGGGCAACCCGAGGGGGAACUCAAAGAGAGUGUGAAAAGCCAUGCCAAGAGCAGAACCAGGUGGUGGGCUCCUCUGGAGGACUUCAUGCUGUGGUGUGGGGCACUCACUGAUGUCCCUUACUUGGAUAAUAAAACACUCCUCUCUAAGACA
Molecule: messenger RNA, 2377 nt
Organism: Pogoniulus pusillus (Red-fronted tinkerbird)
Lineage: Eukaryota; Metazoa; Chordata; Aves; Piciformes; Lybiidae
Gene: RHOBTB3
Product: Rho related BTB domain containing 3
Exons: 12
Coding region: 384-2207 (607 amino acids)
Biological process (GO): proteasome-mediated ubiquitin-dependent protein catabolic process; regulation of proteolysis
Cellular component (GO): cytoplasm; nucleus
Molecular function (GO): ubiquitin protein ligase binding
Source: RefSeq, a predicted model, not a curated record